UGUCAGCUGGCUGAGCAGAGCAUGGUGGCAAAGCAGAGCAGCAGGACAGGGUGUUGCUGCUGGGCUUUGGCCAGGACAGACAGGGGAGCCGAACAGUUCGGAUCAUACAUCUGACUCCUCAAAGUGUAGUUAUGUUUGAUAACUCUCACUACCCCUUCAACUGUUUCAACUACGAUGGAGAUGGAUACCCUUCCUCUAGCACUGACGAAGAGAAGAAAAUGUGUCGACCUGCGUACAGCUACAUCGCUCUGAUAGCCAUGGCUAUCCAGCAGAGCCCCGAGCAGCGGGUCACCCUGUCGGGCAUCUACGAGUUCAUCAUGAAGCGAUUUCCGUACUACCGGUCAAACCAGAGAGCCUGGCAGAACUCCAUCAGACACAACCUGUCUCUCAACAGCUGCUUCAUCAAGGUUCCUCGGACAGAGGGAAAUGAGAAGGGAAAGGGAAACUACUGGUCUUUUGCCACCGGCUGUGAAUCCAUGCUCGACCUGUUUGAAAAUGGCAACUUUCGGCGUCGCCGGCGCAGGAGGAACAUGAAAAUCGGCCUCCGUGAUUCAGGAGAAACCCCUUUCCACCCUUUGGAGAGCCACAGCAAUCAGCACGUACCUGCAGCUCAGCACCCUGAGUCCGAGUCCACCCUCUGCCCUUUGAACCCUGAAAGGCCAAGGCCGAGUCCACAGCAAAACCACCUCAUCCCAAACCCGAACCAGCAGGGGAAACCAGAGCCAGAAAUCAAGUUCAGCAUUGACUACAUCCUUUCCACUCCGGAUCCACCCCUGCCUGGGUUCAGAUCCUCCCACGGCCCUGUGCACAUAGGGCCUACAGGGCCACCUAUACAUGUUCUGGAGCCCCAACACCUGAACCUGCACUUCUGGACUCUGUGAACAAAUGAGAGGAAAGGAAAGAAGACACUGAAUUAAUUCCUUCAAGAGCAUUUGUGUCCAGGACGGGGAAGUAUCAGGACAUCCAAAGACGAGAGAAACUCCACGAGAGGAAUUUUACUGACUUGAAAAUGUAAAUGAGGAACAAAAUAAAGAGGUACAGUAUUGUGUGAUGGAUUCUAGAUGGAAACGAGUCUCUAAAAGAAAACAUCAUGCUGUCGAAGACAAAAUGUGAACAACACAGUACAGUGUUCAUGUUAUCAUUUUACUGUUUGUGCAGUGUCUAGUGCUGACAUAGACUAGGUUUACAGUGUCCUAUGUGUGUAUUUACACAGGAGCUGUGAGCACAAGUAUGACGUGUUUAAAAAUGUCUUAAAGAUCAGAUGAACUAAAACAAGCUCCAUUUGUUGUAUUUAUUGAAUCUUCUUCAGAUCAGAAGUUCACAUUCUUUCCUCCAUAAAAGAAGAAUUUAUUCAGUA
This is a messenger RNA of Toxotes jaculatrix (banded archerfish), 1357 nucleotides long. RefSeq names its product forkhead box L3 (gene foxl3). Gene Ontology annotation, biological process: cell differentiation; regulation of transcription by RNA polymerase II; anatomical structure morphogenesis. NCBI's taxonomy places the organism in Eukaryota, Metazoa, Chordata, Actinopteri, Toxotidae. The record is from RefSeq and is a predicted model, not a curated record. Gene Ontology annotation, molecular function: RNA polymerase II cis-regulatory region sequence-specific DNA binding; DNA-binding transcription factor activity, RNA polymerase II-specific. The transcript is spliced from 3 exons. The coding region runs from base 132 to 881 and encodes 249 amino acids.